AGAGAGAGAGAGAGAGAGAGAGAGAGAGAGAGAGAGGAAUGGAGCACAAGCAAUCUGAGGUUGUGCUCUUUGGGACUUGGGCUAGUUCUUUCAGUGGUAGAGUCAAGAUAGCCCUGAAACUUAAGGGCAUCCAGUAUGAGUAUGUUGAGGAAGAUUUAGUAAACAAGAGCCAAAUGCUGCUCAGCUACAAUCCUGUCCACAAACAGGUACCUGUUCUUGUUCACAGAGGCAAGCCGAUAGCAGAAUCACGCGUCAUCCUCGAAUACAUUGAUGAGAACUGGAGCAAAACCCCCAAUCUGCUGCCUAAAGAUCCAUAUGAAAGAGCCAAAAUUCGCUUUUGGGCAAAAUAUUAUGAUGAGAAGAUCAUACCAGGAAUAUACAGUAUUAUAAGAUCCAAAGGGAAAGACAGAGAGAAGGCCAUCGAAGACUUGAGCGAAUUGGUUAAGAUCUUUGAAGAAGGGAUGAAGAGGGAUUUUGAAGAGGAUCCCCCCUUCUUCAUUGAUGGUUCCUUGAGCUUUCUGGGUAUUGUGGUGAGCUCAUAUGCUUGCACCUAUGAGGCUUUUCAUGAGGCUGUCACUACCGUUCUUAUACCUGAAAAGAACCCUGCAUUCUUUUCAUGGGUGCAUGAUCUCAAAGGCCAUCCUCUGAUAAGGGAGACUCUCCCACCUCAUGACAAACUGGUCGCAAGGCUGAAGCAUCUUCAAGCUUGAUCUUUUGGUCCUCACAGGCAUAAGAGAAAAGGCUUGAUCUUUUAGUGAUACGAAUAAAUUGGCAGAUUUUAAGGUUUUUUCCUCUCUUUUUUCCUAUUGGAAUUUGAAUAAUUGCGAUCUUAGGUUACGCUCGUCUAAGAUCCAGUCUACACAUUAGAGCACUCAAACUAAAGAAAGUUCCAGUCUUGCAAUGAAAAACAAUCAACUACAUGAAAGGUUUGGAAAAGAUCCACACAUAACUGGAGUCAUAAAUAAAGCUACUAAACUGACAUUACACAAACAAUUGGAAAAUGUAUAUGUUACCACUGAAAUACAAAACAGGGAAAAUCCAUGGUAAGAGUGGAUUUCUGAACAAAAUUAAGUACUUAACAUCAUAAUUAAACCAUCCACAACAAAAUGUAAAAAGUACAAACUGAAACAACUCAAAUUACUUCCCAUAGCCCACGACAAGCCAAAAUCACUCUAGUAGCUAUGUAACACUCACUCGAUUUUGAAAUCUAGCUCUUUGAGGCUUGCUUUUCCUUUGCCUUCUGAAUCUUCAACACCUUUUU
Messenger RNA from Prunus avium (sweet cherry), 1261 nucleotides. RefSeq names its product glutathione S-transferase U10-like. NCBI's taxonomy places the organism in Eukaryota, Viridiplantae, Streptophyta, Magnoliopsida, Rosales, Rosaceae. Gene Ontology annotation, cellular component: cytoplasm. Gene Ontology annotation, molecular function: glutathione transferase activity. Gene Ontology annotation, biological process: glutathione metabolic process. The record is from RefSeq and is a predicted model, not a curated record.